UUAGAAACACCUCAUCACUGAUGACCCCUCCUGGAGCACUGCACAUCUUGCCGGCGCUGGCGGAAUCCUCAUUACUUGACAUUGGGAGAACCGUCUGUCAACAGGAAACUACCGGCAUGCCGAACGUCACCUCAUCAGGCGAAGUGACACUGAAAUUAACAGUAGAUGGUGCACAGGCUCAGAAUCCUCCAGUCACGUGGACCGUAACCAUAGCGAACGGAACAACAUUGUAUGAUGCAAUGCUGAUUCUCCAAAACCGAACACCUUCCUUCAGAUUCCAGGCGACUCCUUCAUCGUUCGGUUACUCCGUGGACUCUAUCAAUGGAAUCAGUGCUAAUACCACUGUUCUCCACAUACUGGCAGAUUCUUCAGGCUGGAAACGUACCCAUCACAUCUAGUGUGAGCGGAACUAUUCCGAAGGAAGGGGAUCACUACACCUUCCAUUUGACGACUUGGGGUCGCUAAAGAUUACGUUACUAUAGUGACAAAGCAAGAAACAGUUGCUGUUUUCUAUUGCUAUUAUUGUAUAUUAAUUAAAGAAAUCCUUGAAUUCCAGUCUUUAUUUCACUUCAAACCGUCCACAGAUAAAACAGAUUAAAAAGCUACAAGCUAAGUACACUCUACGAAUAAACUACACAUUGAAAAUCUUGAAAG
Pecten maximus is the source of this 654-nucleotide messenger RNA. RefSeq lists its product as uncharacterized. The record is from RefSeq and is a predicted model, not a curated record. The transcript has 4 exons. NCBI's taxonomy places the organism in Eukaryota, Metazoa, Mollusca, Bivalvia, Pectinida, Pectinidae. Bases 21 to 398 code for a protein of 125 amino acids.